This is a messenger RNA of Cloeon dipterum, 1294 nucleotides long. Its product is annotated as brachyurin-like. Gene Ontology annotation, biological process: proteolysis. The record is from RefSeq and is a predicted model, not a curated record. NCBI's taxonomy places the organism in Eukaryota, Metazoa, Arthropoda, Insecta, Ephemeroptera, Baetidae. The transcript is spliced from 8 exons. The coding region runs from base 104 to 1198 and encodes 364 amino acids. Gene Ontology annotation, molecular function: serine-type endopeptidase activity.
UGUAUCCACCUCUCCAUUACAGAAGGUAGGGGGACACUAUUUAUAUCCCGCGCGAAUUCUUAAUUGCAUUAGUCAAGUAGCGAGCAUCUUGAGCAAAUCCGCAAUGAGCUCCUUGCAAUGGCUGCUCUGUUUAGCACUCCUCGCACAGUGUGCUAGGGCAAAACACUUGGGAAAAACCAGACCGAUUGAUGUGGCAGAUUUCUCUGGCAAGUAUGAGGCAAAUAAAGAAUUCGCUGAGGAUGAACUGUUAAAAAGCACUACAAUCUCCCCUGUCGAAUCUAAGCCUGCAGAAAAUUUCUCUGUUAAGGGAGACAAUACAAAAUACACCCAGGCAGAACUACCGCAAGACCACCAUGAUUCAAGCACAGAUACUGCAUUAACUUCGGAAAAAAUUAAAGGAGGGCCUGAUAACAAGAAUCAAGCCUAUGAAAUCGAGGAUCUGAAGUCAGGCUUGAAUGGUACACAACGGCGCUCGAGAAUAUUCGGAGGACAACUUGCUACUGUCACUUUCAACGUCUUAGUGGAAGGCACUGCUAUCCUUGCCGCGACAAAUAAGUUCUGCGGAGGUGCUAUUUUAUCAAAAUUCUGGGUGCUCACUGCCGCCCAGUGCGUCGUAGGGUACGCGCCUAUUACCGUGCAUACUGGCGCAACAACUGAUCCUCAGACCGUAGGCCCCUCAAUAGUUGCAACCCCCUACGUUCAUCCCAAUUUCGUACUCAAUUAUUUGUUGAAUGACAUCGCGCUGCUGAAGGUGAUUACAGCCAUCCCAUUGGGAGCGGCGGCUAGUUCAAUCCUACUUUCAACUUCUACUGUCCACAGUUUGGGAACUAUCGAUUUAAGGGCCUAUGGUUGGGGACCGGCAGACGACACCGUGGCAUUGCCAGCACCUGCUGACUUAAUGUUUGUCGACUCGAGAAGUGUGAAAAGCACCACCGAUUGCCCAAAUCAAUUAUUAGGAUCGUAUGUGUCGUACCCACCAAACACUGGCUGUUUGAGCUCUGCCUCCGCAACGGAAGGCGUCUGUUAUAUUGAUGCUGGUUCACCCGUCACUUACAUCGAUGACACAGCUGGAACUGAGAAAAUUGUCGGCAUAAAUUCUUACAGCUUUGGCUGCCCCAGUCUCUAUCCGAGCUCGUUCACUUUGGUGGCACCCUAUGCUAAAUGGAUCAAGGCCACGACAAGGCUGACAUUCACUUAAUAUAAUUUGAAUAUAUGAUAACACGAAAUAGAUACAUGAUGCGUUCUUGGUUUUUGGUAAAAUAACAAUAAAAAAACUGGAAAUAACGCACUAAAA